Messenger RNA from Oppiella nova, 1734 nucleotides. The record is from the annotation of a GenBank genome assembly. NCBI's taxonomy places the organism in Eukaryota, Metazoa, Arthropoda, Arachnida, Sarcoptiformes, Oppiidae.
AGUCCAUAUAAUUGCAUUCAUUUGCUGUGUAUUGUUGUUCCCAUAGUUGAUAUACAUUUGGCCACAAAUACUAUUAAUAUGAAUAAAUACAUCGAAAAUGUAAUGCAUUUAAAGAAAAAGUUAGAGAAAGGAGUCUCUUAUGAGAAGACUUUGCAUAUUUUGCAUAAAUUGCACAAAAUUCCCAUAACUAUAGAUAUAUUACACAAGACAGAAAUCGGCAAAACUGUACGCAAACUAAGCAAACAAAACGACUCAGAUAUCGGCAAAACGGCUAAACUGUUGUGCGUCUCCUGGAAGGCAGCCGUCAAAGAGGAACAGGAGAGACAGAUCUUGGAGGACAACGAUAGCGACGACGACAAUCACAACGAUGGCUACGAUUGCGACGAACCGGAUGUCAGUGUUAAGCGAGAAGAGGCGGAGGAGCCGGAGCUCGACGAAGAUCCUGAUGAACAGGAUUUCGACGAAUCCUUUGACAGAACUAUGAAUGUAAUGAACGGUAAACGAAGUGAUGAUAAGAUUAAGAGAGAGUAUAACGAUUCGGACGACGGGUCCGAGAAAUCGCCGGUAAAUGAUAGACACAAACAUAGAGAGGAGAGAUCAUCGGGUGAUAGGAAACACCGAAAACACCACAAAUCGAGUCAUAAGUCGCGCGAAAGCGAGACACAGAAUGGCGUGAAAACCGAAUUUGAUUUACUAUUGGGUCUCAACGACCAGAUUGUUAAAAGGGAUCACAAGAAGGGUUCUGUGGCCAAGAAAAGCGAAUCGCCUGAAAAACACCACAAAUUAUCCAAUCAUUCGUCAGAAUCCAAGAGUCAUAGCAAACACAUUAAGCGCGAGAGAGGGGACGGCGACUAUAGUUCGUCUCAGUCUCGGCCCCCGAAAGAGCUGCAGUCACAGCAUAGACUCAAAUCGCUGGAGCACUCGGACAUACUGUCCAGUCUGCCGACGCCUAACUAUAAACCACUUCCCAAUAGAGAGAUUAUUGACGAGAGGGUGGAGGCGGCGACCCGACGGAAGCCGGUUAAGGCCAACAACGAUGAGCUCAGUUAUAACGUUCAGAGCAAAAAGGGUCGGACGGCUGUGUUCGCGGGUCAGGCCCGCAACCGGACCUACACUCACGUCCAUAAGCUGGAGGACCUGUGCAUCAGUGUAUUGACGGACAAUGUGGACAAAAUCUAUUACUUGGGUGACGCGCCCUACUAUCUGCUCAAAACGGUGCUCCAGAAGUGCAACACUAAACAGUUGUCACGAAUUGAACGCUUAAAUCCUCAAAUAAUGGACGAAACGGACGAAUUAUGGCAAGAGUUCUGCAAAAAGGAGUUCAGUAGACAACGGCCCGAUUCGGACGACGACGAGAGUUGGCGAGAGCUGUACUUAAGGUGCGGUCGGGAACGGGAGGACCGGCUUAAGGACAUCACCAAACAUAUCACUCACAAACAGGCCAAAGCACUGCCAGUAAGACAAACUCAGUUCUCGGAGAACGUGAAGACUCCGCGAGAGAUACUCCGCAAACAAGAGAGAUCUGGUAUUAGCCAGUCGUUCGGCGGCCAUACCGGAGGCACUCACUCCCAAGGCUUCUCAUCAAAUCACGUGAGAAUAGUACCCGAGAAGCCAAAGGUCGCGCCACUCAUGAAGAAGGCAUUGAAACUGCAAAGAGCGCGGUAUAGGAAGUGAUGACCACUUGUUCACUAGUAUUCAAUCAAUGGUUUAUUACAAGAAUUCUAUUAUAGAGAC